GUUAGUAUCAGCUACUGGGCACUCACUCCAGCUCACUCUGAGAAAGAACCUAAACAAGCUCACUGUUACAGAAGCUAAGGAGGAAUCAUGAAGGCUUUCCUGAUUGUUGCAUUUGCUGUUGUUUCUGGUUGCCAUGCCAACCUUAUGUGGCAGGACCAACCCAUGCCCAAUAUGGACAUGGUGAAAAAUGCAUUCUGGGAUUAUGUUGCCAAGGCAACAUUCACUACUGAGGAAGCCUUGCAGAAGAUCAGGCAGUCUGAACUGGGCCAAGAAGUAAAUGCCAGAAUUGCUGAAAGUGCUGGUGCUGUUGACCAAUACACUGUAGCUAUUAGCAGUCAGGUGACACCUCUGACUCAGGACCUGCUGGCGAAGCUAUCCCAUGAGGCCGAGCAGCUGAAGGCCCGCGUGGAGAAGGACCUGAGCGCCAUGAAGACCCAUCUGGAGCCCUACACUGAGGAGCUGAGGUUGGACCUCCAUCAGCAGGUGGAGGACCUGAAAAGGGAUGUGACCCCCUACGCUGAGGCCCUGGACUCUGAGGCACUGAAGGCCACCCUGCAGCAGAAGACUGAGGAGCUGAGGGGGAGCCUGGAGAAGAGCCUGGCUGAGUUGCAGUCCCAGUUGGGCCCCCAUACUGAUGAGCUGAAGAAAAGGGUGGACCAGCACCUGCAGGACUUCCAGAAGAGCGUCGCUCCCCUGUCCCACAGCAUCCAAAUGCAGCUGGUUCAGAAGAGCCAGGAGCUCCAGCAGAAUGUGGCUCCCUACGCAGAGGAGCUGAAGGGGAAGCUGGAUCCCUUAGCGCAGGACCUGAAGAGCCAGCUCAGCACUCUGUGGGAAUCCUUCACCAAGAACCGCCAGUAAGAACAGUCUCCCAGAUCUGACCAUUGUCAAUGAACAGUUAAUUUAUUGUAAAAGAGAUUUACUGGCUCAAAUUUGACCAACUAUAGCCUACCUAUUAGAUGUCUUUAUUGCUCGUCCACUCAAACUUGGAAUGGAAUGGAAUAAAAUGUUUUCUCACUGUGGAAGUCAGUGAUUUGGAUAAUGAGAAUUCAAGACAUAAUUAAAUGGGUGUAUGUGCUAUAAACAGGAAAAUAUUUAUGUGCAUUAUCCAUUUGUGAUACAUGGCACUCACUAAGAGUAUUUAUUUUUCAUAUUGUUGUUUGAUGUAAACUAAAUUAAAUAAACAAUAUUUAUAUCAUA
Messenger RNA from Alosa alosa (allis shad), 1197 nucleotides. RefSeq names its product apolipoprotein A-IV-like. NCBI's taxonomy places the organism in Eukaryota, Metazoa, Chordata, Actinopteri, Clupeiformes, Clupeidae. The transcript has 4 exons. Gene Ontology annotation, biological process: cholesterol homeostasis; cholesterol biosynthetic process; high-density lipoprotein particle assembly. Gene Ontology annotation, molecular function: phospholipid binding; cholesterol binding; phosphatidylcholine-sterol O-acyltransferase activator activity. Gene Ontology annotation, cellular component: high-density lipoprotein particle; extracellular region; blood microparticle. The record is from RefSeq and is a predicted model, not a curated record. The coding region runs from base 88 to 858 and encodes 256 amino acids.